AUGAUGUGCUCUUCCAACUGCCUCUCGGACGGAGGGCAGGUCGAGAGGUACACGAGGGACGUGUCUCCCGGAUCCGGAGAACAAGCAAGUUCUCCAGCAAACUUCUUCUCCGCCGGUCAUCCGGUACAUCAGGUUCCUGCGGCAUCUGCCCAAGGCGCCUGCUAUUUUUACUUGCCCGGCCAACAACUUCUGCCCGAGCAGACAGAUUGCUCUCGCUUGAUGCCCGCUCAGCCGCACCAGGAAGACUCUCGCACCUACAACGAGAAUUUGACUGUUGGACAGUCCGACUGCCUGGAGGUAAGACUCAACACAUGGGAUCACCACGCGCCAUUGACUGGGCAGGAAUCUGGAUGUUUCUCUCUGAAGCAUCACCCUGAAGAAGGAAUACAGGUCUCCUCUUACUCGCUUUUGACGCCCGCUUCUUCAGUGGUGUGGUCAUCUCCAGACUUUACCGCCUCCCAGACAGCAAGCCAAGUUUCGGAAAGCUACUGGGCUCCUGUCCCCUUAUUUGCCCCUUCGGCUGUUGACAGCCACCCUUCGGCUUAUCCUGACGUUCUACUUUCAUCUUACCAGACUAAGAUAGAGCCCCAGCUUGACUACUCAACUGCUUCUGACAUUGGAAACUUCUCCUCUUCUUCGACCCCAAUGUUGAGAACAACUUCCUCGACGCCUCUUCCAGCCUCGGUCACCUCCAACAACAGCUCACGGCUCGGCACUCACGAUACGGAUGAGGCAGCCAUGAAGACUUUGCCGGGGGGCGCCUCUCUCAGCAGCUGUGGAGGCGAUGCGUCGCCAGCCGAAACACCCUAUGCACAACUCAUCUACAGAGCUUUGAUGAGCCGCGAAGAUCGAUGCAUGUCCCUGCAGGAAAUCUACCAGUGGUUCAGGGAACACACCAACAAGACUGAUGGGCGAGGAAAGGGGUGGCAGAACAGUAUCCGCCACAAUCUCAGCAUGAACCAGGGCUUUGUCAAGUACGACCAAAAAGAAGGCACGAACCCAUCGCACAACAACUAUACCAGUGUGUCCACUCGAAGAAACGACAAACAGAAGCGCUCCACAGUCUGGACCUUGCAAGACUGGGCUGUUCAGAACGGUAUCCAGAGCACAACUCGUUACCGCGAUGCCCGACGCAGAGGCGAGACGAGGCACCGAUCUGCAGCAUCGCAGUCUAGACUGUCUUCUUCCUCCGCUCUGCAUAGAGACGGCCAUCAGAAUACCGGUAAUACGUUUGGAACAGGUCGGAUGUCUAUACUGGGAAGCGGUUUGCAACGGCACUUUCCCUCUGCAGCUCGGCCGGCCCAAACGUCGCACUUCAACACACGACAGACACCCAUCGUUGAACCCAAUACACCCCGCUCGCAUUCUCAGACCUUCUUUCAGGACCCUUACUUUGCCCAGCAUAGUAUGGGAGCACAGUCUGGUAUGCCUCAGAGUCAGCAAACCACUACAGAUAUCAGCGGCCAGCCCUGCGGGAUGAUGGUCCCUCCAAGCAUGAUCCAGAGGCAACUGAGCAACAGUCCUUCGACCGGAAUGCACUACCAGCUCCACGGUACAGGAGAUCGCAAUCAGUCAAUGUUCUUGAACUCUCAGUACAGGUCCCAAUUCCCGUACCGUCCCUCCGACGUCCAGCUUGGAUUUUCUCCAACUCGCAACAGGAACAGCCAGCCGCGAUCUCCAGGCGGGUUUGUUGAAGGCCAAUAUCCCGAUGGCAUCUACAACUGGAACGAAAGUCACUAG
This is a messenger RNA of Clonostachys rhizophaga, 1740 nucleotides long. Lineage: Eukaryota; Fungi; Ascomycota; Sordariomycetes; Hypocreales; Bionectriaceae. The record is from the annotation of a GenBank genome assembly.